AUGUCGGGAUUCACGUUCGGCAGUGGCUCUUCCACCCCUAAUACGGGAGCAUCCAAUUCUGGCAUAACUACAUCUACUGGACUCUUCGGCAAUCUGUCAACAUCGAAGCCUCCAGCGUUUGGAAAUACAACUACGACGGGAGCUCCAUCUAUCUUCGGAGGGGGGCAAACGCAGGAUCAAACGCAGGCUCUGGAUCGACAACGCCUUCUCUUUUUGGAGGUAGCGUUGGCAACCCUCCAGCUGGCGACGCCCGCGAGUAGUGGUGGAGCAAGCGGAGGCCUCUUCUCGCAGCCAGCAGGCGGCUCAAGUUCAUUGACUAGUAAUCUCUUUGGUCAGAAUAAUUCUAGUCCUGGGAACACCUCGAACCCAUUUGGUGGAGCAACAACAUCUGCUCCAGCAGGUUCAACCACCCCAGCAGCUUCCAAGCAAUUCGGUGGCUUCAUGAGCUCUACCACUCCAGCUGGUCCACCUCCGUCAAAUAGCCAAGCCCCUUCAUCCAGCGUGUUUGGGGGUGCUAUUGGGCAGUCUUCAUCUUCAUUAUUUGGAGGAGGCUCAAAGCCUACCCAAAACCUUCCAGCCCCAAGUUCAGGACUCUUUGGCUCCAACGGUGGAGCGCCCAAGCCCAGUGGCGGUGGUAUGUUUGCGAACCUCAAUAAUCCAACCUCCAAUAAUCCAGCCAGCUCUGGCCAGCCAAAUCCUUCCACGACCGCAGCUGCAACUCCAACCCCAUCGUUUUCGUUCGGCGGGGCCAGCACUCCUUCAGCGAGCACCCCAAGCACUCAAUCCUCUACAACAGCCCCAGGUACGACUACCUCAAGUCUGUUUGGUAACCCUACUUCUACUCCUGCUACUGGGGGACUGUUCAGUCUUGGUGCGCCCAAAAAUACUGCCCCGAGCACCUCAACAGCUGCCCCUACUGCACCAGCGUCGAGUAGUCUCUUUGGCAAUUUAGGAAACCCUCCUGCAAGCACCAGUUCUACAUCCGCCCCAACGACUACAGCACCAGCUCCAACAGGAGGCCUAUUUGGAGGCGCAAGCCAGUCAGCGACGACAUCCACAGCAUCUACGACAGCUCCUGCUACAGGCGGCUUAUUUGGAUCGGCUGCAGCAUCUACGACAGCUCCUGCUACUGGUGGCUUAUUUGGAUCGGCUGCAGCAUCUACUACAGCUCCUGCUACUGGUGGCUUAUUUGGAUCGGCUGCAGCAUCUACUACAGCUCCUGCUACAGGCGGCUUGGGAGCUGGAGGAUCCGGUGGCCCAGUGAACCCCCCAGGUGCGGGAGCAAGCACGAGUGGACCGCAACAACCCGGUGGAGGACCUGCUCUCGGUGCUUCUACAGCUGGCCCUGCUUCUCAGUUAUCACGUCUCAAGAACAAGACUAUGGAUGAGAUCAUUACACGAUGGGCCUCUGACUUGUCGAAGUAUCAAAAAGACUUCCAAGAUCAAGCAGCCAAAGUUGCCGCUUGGGAUAGAUUACUUGUAGACAACGGAGAUAAAAUCCAGAAGUUAUACCAAAAGACAUUUGAGGCUGAGCGAGAGACUUCAGAGGUUGAACGCCAACUUUCUAACGUAGAGAGCCAGCAAGAUGAGCUAGCUUCAUGGCUGGACAAAUACGAGUCAGAGGUUGAUGAGAUGUUCGCGAGACAAGUAGGUCCAGGCGAUGCUCUACAAGGACCCGAUCAAGAGCGAGAACGCACCUACAAGCUUGCGGAGAAGUUGACGGAUCGUUUGGAGGAUAUGGGCAAGAAUCUUACAAGUAUGAUUGAGGCUAUUAAUGAAGCUUCUUCAUCUUUGAGCAAGAGUAAUAAAGCUGAUGAUCCGUUGUCACAUAUUGUGAGAGUCCUAAACGACCACCUGACCCAAUUGCAAUGGAUUGAUCAGAAUGCUACACUACUCCAAGCAAAGGUCGCAGAGGCUCAGAAGCUGGGUCAGAGUGUUGGGUCGAAUGGAUAUGGUGGGCUAGAGAAUGAUGCUGCGGAGUCUUUCUACCGGUCGUACGCAAGGAGAUGA
Molecule: messenger RNA, 2010 nt
Organism: Lachnellula hyalina
Lineage: Eukaryota; Fungi; Ascomycota; Leotiomycetes; Helotiales; Lachnaceae
Gene: NSP1
Product: Nucleoporin
Exons: 3
Coding region: 1-2010 (669 amino acids)
Biological process (GO): RNA export from nucleus; protein import into nucleus
Cellular component (GO): nuclear pore; nuclear pore central transport channel
Molecular function (GO): phospholipid binding; structural constituent of nuclear pore
Source: RefSeq, a predicted model, not a curated record